Molecule: messenger RNA, 1587 nt
Organism: Saprolegnia parasitica CBS 223.65
Lineage: Eukaryota; Oomycota; Saprolegniomycetes; Saprolegniales; Saprolegniaceae
Exons: 2
Coding region: 319-1533 (404 amino acids)
Biological process (GO): transmembrane transport
Cellular component (GO): membrane
Molecular function (GO): antiporter activity; xenobiotic transmembrane transporter activity
Source: RefSeq, a predicted model, not a curated record
GGCCAUGUCGAGCGCAUUCGAGUCCAAGCCGCUGCUGGCCAAGCCCACCGACACGUUCGUGCUGAAGCGGGAGCUCGGGCCCUACGUCUCGCUCGCGCUGCAGAUGGCGCUCGCCAACGUCGCACGCAUCGCGCUCAUCUCGAUCGACUCGGCCUUUCUCGGGCACCUCGGUACGGACGCGCUCGCCGGCUCGUCGCUCGCGACGAUUUGGACCCAAGUGCCGCUCAACUGCGUCUGGGCCAUGGCCUCGGCCCUCAUUACGCUCUGCGGCCAAGCGUACGGCGCCAAGAACUUCAACCUCAUGGGCAUUUGGUUCAAAUGGCGCUCUGCCUUGUGAGCGUGCUCAUGGUGCCAGUCUUUGUGUGGUACUGGACGCUCGACGUCGUUCUCUCGCGCGCGACGGACGACGUCACGAUCAUUGCGCUCGGUCUCCGCUUUGCGCGGCUCUUGUCCUUCUCGAUCUGGCCGAGCCUCGUGUACGUCUGCAUGCGCCAGUACCUCCAGGCCAUGAACCUCGUGGCACCAACGACGAUCAUUGGCACCAUGUCGAUUGUGAUUGCCGUCGUGGCCAACUGGCUGCUCAUCUACGGUGCGGGUGACUGGGACGGUCUUGGCUUUGACGGCUCGGCGCUCGCCACCGUCGUCGCCUCGUGGUUCCAACCGAUCGCGCUGUACCUCUAUGCGUUCGCCUACCGCGGCUACCACAAGCAGGCGUGGGGCGGCUGGCAGCUGUCGGCCUUCACGAAGGACCGGUGGAUGACAUUUCUGCGCAUGGCACUACCCCUCGGUCUCAACGACGGCUUUACGACGCUUGCCAACUCGUGCAUGUCGCUCAUCGCUGCGCAGCUCGGUGCUGAGAUCCUCGCGUCGAAUGCGAUCUUGCUCACGCUCUGGACGCUGGUCUGGGCGCUCUUCUGGGGCAUUGCGUGCUCGACCCAAGUCAAGGUCGCCAACCAACUCGGCGCCGGUCACCCGAAAGCAGCCCGUGCGUCGAGCCAGCUCGGUUUCUGCGCCAUCAUUGUCACGGCCGUGCUCGUGGCUGCGGUGACGUACGUGGCCCACACGCCGAUUCUGAGCAUCUACACGAGCGACGCCGUCUUGAUCGAGCACUGCGUCUCGGUGCUGCCGCUUUUUGUGCUGGGCUUUGGCCUCGACGCGAUCGAGAUUACGAUCACGGCGGUUCUCGAAGGCAUGGGGCAGAUGCCGUUUGUGUCGAUGGUGUCGUUCGUCGCCAUGUGGCUUGUCCAGCUCCCGAUGAGCUACGUGCUCGCGAUCCAUUUUGGCUUUGGCUUUGCGGGGCUCUGGUAUGGCAUUUGCCUCACGGCCGGCUUCAAGAUGGUCGUGCUCGCCAUCAAGUACGUCACGAUCGAUUGGGACCUCAUGGCGCUCCACGCGAUGGAGACGGUCGAAGCCACGGACGACUGGACCAUGUCGGCGACGUGCGCGAUUGCGUCGCCCGCCAACGCGCUCUUGACGUCGCAGUCGCCCGGCUUUCACCGCAACACGCCGACGAACGCCAAGUCCGAGGCGUAGAUAUAGAUCUUCUCUCCGUGCCGUACAACUCCUAGUUGUACAUAGUAAUACAUU